UGCAUUAUGGUCGUAAUGCAGCUAACUGCAGUCCAUGAAGGUUGUUUUCCACCUACCACGUUUUCAACUAUGUUUAAGGGAGCCUGAAGUUUGAUAAGGAUUGGAGAAUGAGCAGGGCGCGUGGCACUAAAAAGAGGUUGCCCCCAGACAAAGCUGAGGCCACUAAGUGUAACGAUGAGAGGAUCCUAGAAGAAGUGAAGCAGCUCUUUACUAAAGUGAGAAGUUAUAGUCCUCCAACUGGGGUAGAAUGGUGCCUACCCGACUCCAGAGUGGUACUUCAGGACUGUCCCUGGAACCACCCACCGCUACAGGCUCUAAAACAAUCCCUGAAUGAGGUGAAGAAUCAGCUCAGUGACAAAGACCUGGCAGUGUGGCACCAGCACACCUGCUCUACCAACCGAGCAGGCACCGUUACAGCCCACCUUCGUGCGACUACCAAUGCAGAGCUCUGUACUCAGGCCUGGGCCAAGUUCUAUGAGAUUCUGGGCACCUUCAGACUCCUACCAGAAACAGCAUUGCAGAAUGGAGAAUUGAACUCUGUACAUUUGUGCGAAGCCCCUGGAGCAUUUAUUUCAGCACUGAAUCACUACCUGAAAACCUGCUGGCCACACUGUGACUGGAACUGGGUCGCCAAUACAUUAAAUCCAUAUCAUGAAGCUAACAGGCGAAGCAGCACUAUUGCAGAUGACAGACUCAUUGUACACACUCUCCCUUGGUGGUUUUUUGGCUCUGACGACACGGGCGAUAUCAUGCUGCAGAAGCAUUUGGUGGAACUGCAGGGAUUUGUUAGCAACAUGCACAGUGUGGACUUGGUCACUGCGGAUGGGAGCUUUGACUGUCAGGGAGACCCGGGUGAGCAAGAGAGCUUAGUGGCCCCAUUGCAGUACUGUGAAACAGUAUGCGCUCUGCUUCUACUGGCACCUGGUGGUUCAUUUGUCCUGAAGAUGUUCACGCUGUUCGAGCACUCGUCUGUCUGCCUGCUCUACCUCCUCGUCUGCUGCUUUUGCUCAGUUCAUGUCUUCAAACCUGCAACCAGCAAGUCGGGAAACUCUGAGGUCUAUGUCGUUUGUUUGGGCUACAGAGCUAAAUAUGCCUUGCGGUCACUGCUCUCAAAGCUGAUCCGUAACUACGGGCCAGAUCUGGCAUCCAUGGCAGCACUAUUUCCUUACAACUGUAUUCCAAACUCUUUCCUCAGGCAACAUGAGGAGAUCUGUACAUUUUUCCAUGCAAUGCAAAUUGACACCAUCCAGGAGAACCUGUCGCUCUUUUCUGGCAUGAGUGCUGAGCAGCGCAAGUGGCUGGACCAACUCAGAGAAUAUGCCUCUCGGUUUUACAUGCAGCGGUUCCAGGUGCAGUUCCUCCCUAGGAAGCGAUGGGUAUGCCGAGGUGGGUCGGUGGGUUCGGGGAAGCCAUUUCAAAGGAAGCAGAUGGGGUCCUUUAAUCAGCGUAAGGAAAUGCAGUCCAAGGAAUGGAGGCUGCGCCUUGCCCUGGGAGCUUGCCGGGUAAGGGUUGAGGAACAUUUCCAGCCUUCUGAAGGGCAUGAUUAUGUCCUCAGUGGCCCUUUAGAUGGGUGUGACUUAGAUUCAUGGUUUACUCUGGUGGGAGCAACCCUGCCAAAAGUGUGCAGUUCCACUUUCUGUGAACAGGAAUUGUUGGAUCUCCUUAAUGAAGCUCUAGAGGAGUGCAAAUUGGGCCUGGAGGGACAGCCUCUGGCUACAAAUGCACCGGUGUGUAGCUCUUGCUGUGCUCAGUCUCCCACUUCCAUAUUGACUGAGGUCUGCAACCUUCCAAAUAUUACUUCUUGUUUGGUGGUGGGUAACCUUUCAUGGCAGCACUUACCCCUUUCAAAAGACAUGCUACAGCCACAGUUCUAUCCGGGGCCUUCCUACGAGGAGGUGUGUUUUUCCACUUUGCACGAUGGAGAUCCAGUUUAUCAGCAUGAGCUUCUGAGCUGUGUGCUGUCUGCCCUACAUGACCUUGGUGAAGGAUCGGUGCUGGUGGUUCCGCUGUGUUCGGCUUUGACUCGUUUCUCUGCGUGCCUGGUUCUUGCACUCCACCUCUGCUUCCACUCCAUUAGUUUCCGCUGCCCAUCCGGCGGACCUCCUGCCGUGCUGCUGUGUGUAAGCUUCACAGCCUUCCCCCGGUUGAAGACCAUUCUCCAGGAGGUCCUGGACAGAAUGAGGCAUCUGGAGCAAGGUCGUCAGCUCCUGCAGUUUGCACCCACUGCAGAACUAAUUGGAGGAGCACUGUCUCAUUUCCUGUCCAGCCUCAAUAACACUGUGAUGAGACAGCAGCUUCAUAUGCUGCUGCAGACUGGAGGAAACAGAUAGCACUGCCCUCCGACAUACUGCUUCUGAUGCCUUCUUGACUCCGCACUCUUAAUAUUCUAUUGUGUUUAAAUGGCUCAUUAGAGCCCAGGAACCAGUUAUGUAGUGGGUUCCUAAUGUAUUUCAUAGAUUUUGGAGUUUCUUUUCCUCUGAUUGUCAAUGGUGUGCCUACUCAAGGUGAUUAGAAAGCACCAAGAUUCUUACUUUUACAUGUUGACUAUGUAUGCUUUAUUUUGUGUUUAGCACCUAAUCGAGUAUAAAUUCUAUAUUCUUUAUUACAUUUUGGAUUUAUUUAUAUGAAGUUUGUAAAUGUUUUACACUAUUUAAAAUGAUGCUGUUUAAGUUGACUUAAUUACUAAAAAGAAUUUUCUUUACUGGACUGUAUUUGUAUACACAAAAAGAUUGGGCUGUUAGGAAACCUUAAGAGCCCAAGUUAUCCAGAGUGAAUCUGAACACUCAAAUAGCCUAGAUGUAUAAAGAGAAUCAUUUUAUUUUUUGACUGGUUCAGUUACACCAAAAUACUUUGUUUACAUUUUGUUUGUUUACUGCUCAGACAUGACAUGGGAAUAAAGAAUGACAUGUUUAUAUAUUGUCAGUGUUUUGCAUAAACAUUCAGAAUUUAA
Electrophorus electricus (electric eel) is the source of this 2950-nucleotide messenger RNA. RefSeq names its product cap methyltransferase 2 (gene cmtr2). The record is from RefSeq and is a predicted model, not a curated record. Gene Ontology annotation, cellular component: nucleus; cytoplasm. Gene Ontology annotation, molecular function: methyltransferase cap1 activity. Gene Ontology annotation, biological process: methylation; 7-methylguanosine mRNA capping. NCBI's taxonomy places the organism in Eukaryota, Metazoa, Chordata, Actinopteri, Gymnotiformes, Gymnotidae.